CACGCCCAAACUGUGAAUUCAUUGGCGAAGAAGACAAAUCGACAGUCAACAUGGCGUCAAGUUACGCGUCGUUUGUUGUGCUGGGUUCGGUUUUUCUUUGCCAUCUCAUGAAAACCCUCUUGCCCAACAUUUCGUCGUUUCUCUCCAAGAUGGUGCAAAAAGAUGCCGAACAGGAGAAUGAGAUGAGGGCUGAAAUCCAGGCAAUGAAGAAAGAGCAGUCUUCUAUUAGUAUGAUGGAUGAAUUUGCCCGAUAUGCCCGUUUAGAGCGCAAAAUAAACAAGAUGACGGAUAGGCUCAAAACACACGUGAAAUCCAGGACUGCACAACAAGCCAAAAUGAAAUGGGUUGUAAAUAUCGUCUUUUACAUACUGCAGGCUGCUCUGAUGAUCUCUUUAAUUUGGAAGUAUUAUUCUGACCCAGUGACGGUGGUUCCCAGUAAAUGGAUUGCCCCUGUCGAACGACUCGUUGCUUUCCCAACUGGAGUUGCGGGUGGUGUGGGAAUCACAUGCUGGUUGGUUGUUUGCAACAAGGUUGUAACAUUGGGCCUGCAUGCCUUCAGCUAAGAACUGGUCAUGCAAUUAUAAAAUGUCAAAACACUCGUUUGUGUUAAAGUGGCCCUACAAACCCUUGUUUUUUUUCGUAUUACAUUGUUUGAAGAUAAGUUCUGAAAAAAUGUGCAAAAGAUUGAGAACAAUAUAGUACUGAAUUGUUGCGA
Syngnathoides biaculeatus (alligator pipefish) is the source of this 715-nucleotide messenger RNA. RefSeq names its product guided entry of tail-anchored proteins factor 1 (gene get1). The transcript is spliced from 5 exons. The record is from RefSeq and is a predicted model, not a curated record. Gene Ontology annotation, biological process: tail-anchored membrane protein insertion into ER membrane. Bases 51 to 563 code for a protein of 170 amino acids. Lineage: Eukaryota; Metazoa; Chordata; Actinopteri; Syngnathiformes; Syngnathidae.